This is a messenger RNA of Vespula pensylvanica (western yellowjacket), 2297 nucleotides long. Its product is annotated as odorant receptor 13a-like. Gene Ontology annotation, biological process: detection of chemical stimulus involved in sensory perception of smell; sensory perception of smell. The transcript is spliced from 5 exons. The coding region runs from base 914 to 2122 and encodes 402 amino acids. Gene Ontology annotation, cellular component: plasma membrane. The record is from RefSeq and is a predicted model, not a curated record. Gene Ontology annotation, molecular function: odorant binding; olfactory receptor activity. Lineage: Eukaryota; Metazoa; Arthropoda; Insecta; Hymenoptera; Vespidae.
ACGAAACCGUUUGUUAUUAUUAUCAACUCCCAUGUACCGGAUAGCAAAGAUAAAAUGAAAUUCAAGAACUCCCCGAAAGAUUGAACGAACCAUAUUCGAGAAUUCGCCUUGGUAUUCGACGAUUUCAGCCAAUAGUAAUACGUUUUAGAUUUCGUUGCUAAAUUGGACUAGAAUCUUUCGUACGAAACUUUCCCAAACCAUUGCGAUAUCCGCUACUCGAACCCGUUACUGGAACGUUGUCGAGCGGGUAGCGAAAAUGUAUAAAUUAAUGUAAUUAACGCUGAACCACUAAGAAAUUCCUUAUAUAUAAAGCGGUGCACCGAGACAACGUUUAAACACCUCAGGGAGCAUGGUAAAACCUGAAAGAUUAGGCUCGUUAAAUUUUUUUCAAGGUAUAACGCAAGUUAGAUCGCCUUUUAGAAGGGGAGGACGAAAUUAAACGGUACGGUCCUGGAUGGAUACAUUUCUAAGUAGAUGGUAGUGGGGAUCGUAGUUCAUUUAACUUCGAGGAGAGAGAGAGAGAGAGAGAGAGAGAGAGAGAGAGAGAGAGAGAGAGAGAGAGAGAGAGAGCAUGCGUACUGUCGUAUCGAAGAAAAAUAAAAAGAUAUUCAUACCUAAGGACAAACUAGAACGCAGUCGUCGAAACGUCGCGUUACACGACCGUGUUAUAUAGCGAUGGCAUUUAGCAAAGGUACGAUCCAACGUAGUACAUAGAUUGAAAAGAAAACGAAGAUCAUAACGAAAUGUUCGUUUCUAUCGUAUUGAAACGCGAUUGGAUCUUUUCGCAGACUUGGAUUACGCGAUCGGCUGGAACCGAUUUAAUUUACAAUUUCUUGGUGUUUGGCCAGAUUCCGAUCGACUCGAUAAAAAUAUUGGCUUUACGAAAUAUCGCUGGAUCCUUCACGCACUUUUCAUGCUAGGAUUUAUAAUAUUACCGCAAACGGCGUACCUGCUGAUAAUCUGGGGCGAUCUAGACCUGAUGACGGAAGAUUUAGCAACGGCGAACGUCCCGGUCACGAUGGCUUGCAUCAAACUUUUCGUUAUUCGGUAUCACCUGAAAACAUUGAAUCCCCUUCUCGGUGCUUUCGUCGAUGAUUGGAACAGAACGAAGAACGAACGGGAGAGAUCGAUUAUGCUGAGCAACGCUAGAAAAGCAAGAACGAUAUCGAUGUUGUGUACAGUUAUGAUACAGAUUAUGACGACGACAUACAUACUUCUUCGAAUCGCUAUGAUCGCGCAAAUGCAGAAGGAUCAGAUGAAAUCGGAUCGAACUUUAAUCUGUCCCGCUUAUUUUCCGUACGACUUAAGGAAGACUCCGGUGUUCUAUUUAACAUGUACCGGACAAAUUCUAGCCGCUUACAGCGCGACCGUCUCUUAUACAGGCGUUGACAGCUUCAUAUCCAUGUUGGUACUUCAUGUUUGUGCACAAAUUUCGAAUCUCAGGUCGGCUCUCAAAACAUUGGCGGACGAAAGAAGCACGGAAGAGAGGAAGACAGAUAACUUUGUAGAAAAAUUAGCGUUCAUCGUCAAGAGACACGAACAUCUCAAUCGGUUGGUCGAUCGAAUAAACUUAUUAAUUUAUUUCAUUAAGCGUGUGCUAAAUGAUAUAAUGAAUCUGACAUCCGUCGUAUCUCGAAGGUUCGCUCGGUCCAUCGAAGAUUCUUUCAACGUGUUGAUGCUCGUUCAAAUCCUGACUUGCACCAUGCAAGUGUGCUUUCAAAGUUAUCAAGUUCUCGCAGUGAGUCGUCUGAAAGAAAUUUUGUUGUUCCUCGGUAUUAUUAUAUUAGGAGAAAACGAAGACGAGUUUCCUACCGUUCAAUUGUGUUUCCUGGUACUAUUCGUGGUCGUUACUCUGGUACACUUAUACAUUUACUGUUACGUGGGUGAAAUGCUAAUUGUUCAGAGCUCCGGUAUGAGCGAAUCGGCGUACGAAUCUAAAUGGUGCAACUUGUCUCCGAAGGACGCGAGGAAUCUCCUAUUCGUGAUGCGCCGAUCAACGAUACCGCUUCGUUUGACCGCAGGAAAAUUUAGCACGUUCUCGAUGAAAACGUUUAGCGACAUCGUCAGAACCUCAAUGGGAUAUCUUUCGGUAUUGCUGACAGUAUCGGAACAGAAAGAUUAAUUCUACAAGUGUAAAGUAUAAUUAAAAAGGAAAUAGUGAAAACUUUACGGGUCGACGAAAAUAAUAAUUCCUUCGGAUAUAUCGGAAGUUGUGUUAAUGAAAAUGUUCUCGUUAAAAUAAUCGCGUAAUAAAAAAGAUACCUGAACUUCCUCCUGUUACCGCUUGUUUACGUCCG